GCACUACUAUCCACUGGCAUAAAAUUGUCUGAGAGAAAUACAAGUGUUUAGGCACACCUUCUACCCAAACAUUGCCAAAUCCCUGGCACCUGCCUCAGCUGCUGUCUGGAAAACUGAAGUAAGAACCCUCUCCAAAUGUGAAAGACCUUCCACUCAAACGUUCCCAAAAGCACUCCCUGCUAACCAGUCAUGGAGCCACCCCAUCCUCCCUUUCUUUAUGCCUCUCUGGUGACAACAGCUAUGGCCUUGCAUUUCCAUGGGCAAGCCCAGCUCAGGGGACUGCUCCUCUCCCUCCUUGGAUAGGUCUGCUCAUGUGUCACUACUGUGCUGCCCCAGCGGAAGACUCAAAAUCUGGAACUGAAAGAAAUGGAGACCCAGAUGCCGGGGCUUUGGAAGGUCUGUGUGAAUCAGGAAGAAAUUGCCACUGUGUGCAAGGCCUUUGAGUCCUUCUUGUCUCUGCCCCAGGAGCUCCAGGUAUCCAGGAUACUCAUGGUAGCCUCCAAUGGGUUGGGACUACUGGGGCUUCUGCUCUCUGGCUUUGGGUCCGAAUGCCUCCAAUUUCACAGAAUCGGAGGGGUAGUCAAGAGGUAGUUUUGCCUCCUGGGAGGGGCUUUGGAGGCAUCAGCUUCAGCCACUACCCUCUUUCCAGUCUCCUUGGUGGUCCACAUCACGAUUCAAGACUUCUUGGAUGACAGCAUCCCUGAGAUUGUGCCUCGACGGGAGUUUGGAGAGGCCCUUAACAUAGGCUGGGCUGCUGGUAUUUUCCUGGCCCUUGGUGGGCUAUUCCUCAUCUUCUCCACCUGUCUGAGGAAAGAAGCUGUAUCCUCUCUCCAGAUGGCUGAUCUCACAGUCUCACCAUCCAGUGAUCCAGCAGAUGACUCAGACGUCACCUUCCACCUAACACCAGGACCUAGGAGCUUGAUGAUCUAGGACCAACCUCGGCCAAGGAGUCUUUGAAAUAGGGAGUGCCAGUAGAAUCCUUUCUCUUCCUUACCCUUUAUCACUCUAUAUUUGUUUGUUUCAUUGAAGGGGUGGUGGUUACUGUCUCACUUGUUAAUGAUUUGACUGUCUUGGGCUCUGGUGAUAUGGUGAUUCUAAUUUCAAAUGAAAAAACAGGGCACAGUGUCUUACAAAGAUGUUUUUGUGAUUUGAAUACUUAUUUAUAUAAAAAUGUAUUUAAACUCUAA
Molecule: messenger RNA, 1187 nt
Organism: Trichechus manatus latirostris (Florida manatee)
Lineage: Eukaryota; Metazoa; Chordata; Mammalia; Sirenia; Trichechidae
Gene: CLDN25
Product: claudin 25
Exons: 2
Biological process (GO): cell adhesion; bicellular tight junction assembly
Cellular component (GO): plasma membrane; bicellular tight junction
Molecular function (GO): structural molecule activity
Source: RefSeq, a predicted model, not a curated record